Messenger RNA from Paramecium tetraurelia, 1137 nucleotides. RefSeq lists its product as uncharacterized. The record is from RefSeq and is a predicted model, not a curated record. Gene Ontology annotation, molecular function: protein-cysteine S-palmitoyltransferase activity. NCBI's taxonomy places the organism in Eukaryota, Ciliophora, Oligohymenophorea, Peniculida, Parameciidae. Gene Ontology annotation, cellular component: Golgi apparatus; endoplasmic reticulum. The transcript has 5 exons. Gene Ontology annotation, biological process: protein targeting to membrane; peptidyl-L-cysteine S-palmitoylation.
AUGAAUAGUAAAUAUCCUAAUUCGGGGUGCACUUUGAAAGAAGAUGCUCAAUCUGAUGGGUUGUAUAAUAAAUCCAAAUAGAGCACUGAUUUUAAUGGGAACUUGGAGUUCUCGAAAAAUAAGAGUAAUUCUGCUGCCUCUUCUUUAAAUGGAAUGUCAGAACAUGUUAACGAAGUUACACCGCCGUUUAUCAACAAUGCGGAUUUAAGAGGAUUUCAACCAGCAGAUACGGAAUUAUUUCCAUUUGAACCUAAAUCAGAGAAAAACAAUUUUCGCUUUCUGUAUGAAUUCUGGCCUUCAUUCAAUUAGAUCUUUUGUUAAGGCUGCUUGAUGACAGGCCCAAAAGGAGAUAGGUAUCACAAUGCGUUUACUUGGAUUAUGAUAAUUGGCAUAAGCACUUGUUUUUUUGUAAUAGCUGCUCCGUACGUUUGGUAGAAAUUGCAUUGGCUUUAUGUUUUAAUAGUUAUUUAUUUAUUCCUAAAUACAAUACUAUUUUUAGUGCUAACCUAAUUUUCAGAUCCAGGAAUAAUACCGAGGAAAUCUAUUUUAGAACUAUCUGAUUAGAACACUCAUUUCAUUAGUAAGGCGGAGGUUAAAAUCGAAGGAACUGGUGGGUAACAGAGAGUUUGUCCAACUUGUUAAAUCGUGAAGCCCUUGAGAUGUUCUCAUUGCAAGGAUUGCGGAAAUUGUGUUUAAGUGUUUGACCAUCAUUGUCCCUUUGUAAAUAAUUGUAUAGGGCAAAGAAAUUACAGAUUUUUUAUAGCCUUUCUGAUUUCGCUGCUCCUAUUGGCCUUGGGAGAAUUGGGGGGAUUCUUGAUCCUUUUCAUCGGAAACUUUGGAGAGGGUAUCUCAGGGAAGGAUGGGAUAUUGAUAGAGAAUCAAACAAUUUUAGUUAUAGUUUUAUUUGCUUUGGGGAUUCCCACAAUCCUACUGACUUUAUGUAUUUUGGUAUUUGUUUGCUUUCACAUUUGUUUGGCUUACACUGGAAAAACAACGAAGGAGUAGCUUUAGAAAAAGAAGAUUGCAGACAGAGGUAUUAUUCCAUCGACGACUUGGUGUGAUAAGGCGAAGUCAUUGUUUAAUCUUAGAUAAAAAAUUCAUAUUUCCAGAAUUAAAAAAUUCUAGAUUGUUGUGUGA